This is a messenger RNA of Dermacentor silvarum, 15657 nucleotides long. RefSeq names its product F-actin-monooxygenase MICAL3-like (gene Mical). Gene Ontology annotation, molecular function: protein binding. NCBI's taxonomy places the organism in Eukaryota, Metazoa, Arthropoda, Arachnida, Ixodida, Ixodidae. The record is from RefSeq and is a predicted model, not a curated record.
CCGCUCACAUCGUGUGGGGCACAAAGUUGCUCGGGCGUCAGGUGUUUACACGAUCGCGUGCAGUACUUUUAUUUCGUGUUGCUGCUCCAUCGGAAUACCUUCGACGAUGGACACCGCCAGGCUGGUGGGUGUCAAAGCAGCCAUGCGGAGGAGAAGACAUUGACGUCUGGCGGUUGCUAGGAGGAGGAGGGGGAGGAGGGGCUAGCCAUGGCCAUGCGGGGCGCAAGGGGCACCCCCACGGGGUUGCCCCAGGCCAUGAGCCCCGAGAGUGCUUUGGCCUCGGACAUCUUCGACCAGUUCGUGUCCGCCGGCACCUUCAAGGCGGCCCUAUCCACCUACCGGCAGAUGUGCGACGUGCUUCAGCUGAGCCCGUCGCCACUGCCGGUGUUCUACCCACGGCUCAAGGUGAAGCUACGCUCGUGGCGAGCUGCCUCGCUCUGGGCCAAGUUGGACAAGCGCGCGGCCCACAAGUGUUACAACCGAGGAAAAGCCUGUGCGGGAAUGCGGGUUCUAAUCAUCGGAGGUGGUCCGUGUGGCCUCCGCACGGCCAUCGAGGCACAGCUGUUGGGGGCCAAGGUGGUCGUACUGGAGAAGCGGGACCGCUACUCGCGCAACAACGUCCUCCACCUGUGGCCCUUCGUCAUCCACGACCUUCGCAGCCUCGGGGCCAAGAAGUUCUUUGGAAAGUUCUGCGCCGGCUCCAUAGACCACAUCAGCAUCAGGCAGCUCCAGCUGAUUCUCCUCAAGAUUGCCCUUCUCCUAGGGGUCGAAGUUCACGAGAAUGUAACCUUCAAGGACCUUCUCGAGCCACCCGAAGACCAAAGUAUGGAAAAAAUUGGGUGGCGUGCUCAAGUAAUGCCGGCCGAUCAUCCAGCAUCACAGUACGAGUUUGACGUGCUGAUCGGGGCUGAUGGGAAACGAAACACGCUCAAGGGGUUCAACCGGAGGGAGUUCCGGGGCAAGCUUGCCAUCGCCAUCACCGCCAACUUCAUGAACCGGCACACUCUGGAAGAAGCACGUGUACAGGAAAUCUCAGGGGUGGCCUUCAUCUUCAACCAGAGGUUCUUUCAGGAUAUGAAAGAGACCACAGGUAUUGACCUGGAGAACAUUGUGUACUAUAAGGACGACACGCACUACUUUGUGAUGACUGCCAAGAAGCAGAGCCUGCUGGAACGGGGAGUCAUCAUCAACGACUACAGCGACACUGCACGGCUACUGUCACCCGACAACGUGGACCGAAGUGCCCUGAAAGAGUACGCGAGGGACGCUGCUGACUUUGCCACGGGCUAUGCACUGCCAUGCCUAGAAUUUGCCGUCAACCACUACGGUCAGCCGGACGUGGCCAUGUUUGACUUCACCUCCAUGUACGCAGCAGACAAUGCCAGUCGUCUUCUCGAACGGCACGGCCACUGGCUUCUUCAGGGGCUUGUCGGCGACAGUCUUCUGGAGCCUUUCUGGCCCACGGGAUCGGGUUGUGCUCGGGGUUUCCUGAGCUCCCUGGACGCAGCCUGGAUGAUUCGCUCAUGGGCGGCCAACAGGGAUUCUCCACUGCAUGUUCUUGCCGAGCGAGAGUCAAUCUACCGACUGCUGGCUCAAACAACACCCGAGAACCUGAGCAAGGACAUGGCCGAGUACAGCCUCAACCCAAGCUCGCGGUACCCUAACCUGAACCUGCAGACGGUGCUGCCGUCGCAGGUGCGCCCCCUGUGCCGCACUGAUAUAGAAAUCAAGCUGCCGCCCCCAGGUCCGCGGCUACUCAGCGACAUGCAGCGCAAGCGGCGGCGCAGAGAAUCCAUCAUCCAUCCAGACGCGCUUCUUUCGUGGUGUCAGAGGCAAGUGGCGCUGUACAGUAAGAUAAAGAUCGAGAACAUGACUUCCUCGUGGAAGGACGGCCUGGCACUGUGUGCCAUCCUGCACCGAUAUCGGCCGGACCUCAUCGACUUGGACGACAUGUCGACUGCUGACGUGGCUGCAAACAACCAACAGGCCUUCGACAUCCUGGAGCGCGAGUACGGCAUCCCGCCGGUCAUGACCGGCCAGGAGAUGGCCGACUGUGCCGUGCCCGACAAGCUGACCAUGGUGUCGUACAUCUCCCAGAUCUACGAGACCUUCCGACGCGAGAUCCCCCAGGGUCGCCCCGCUUACAAGGUCAGCAAACUCAUCGAGGAGAACCAGCCACCACCAACCUCGCCACUAAACCUACUUGCCAAGCUCACUUCCUCCCAGAGACCAGCGAGCAAGCGAAAGUCGUCGAACGACCACGAACCAGUCAAAGACCGCAGUGAGGGCCAGCGCAGAAGCAGGGUCUCCAUCACCAGAAGUCGGCGGACCCGGGACCGAGUUGCGGACAUCGUGGCCGGCGGCGAUGCAGCUACGUUAGAACAGUACCACAAGAUUCUGUCAGCCAUGGACAAGGAAUCCUUUGGCAAACGAAUGCAUGCUCUCCAAGAACAACUCGGCAAGGACUACAGGCCGUCGUCUCGAGGGAGCCGAGGCCGUCGGAGCGGGCAUGUUUCGUCCGCGACGGAGGACGAGAGCAGCUCAGUCACGGGGAAGAUACCGCGGACAGCGGUGGAGCAGCUCCAGGAGCAGCUCAACUCCAUCGGCAAGCCCGUCCCUGUCAAAAAGCGGGAGCCCAAGGUCGGCCGCAUCGGCAAGGACGAGUGGAACGUCAAGAUGCUGGAGGAACGACUCAGGCAGCAGCAGAAGCGACAGAAGGAGCCGAAAGUCGAGCCUGAGAAGCCACAGAUCCUGCGGGACAUCUUCGAGAGCAAGCGCAAUGUCAUGGACGCGCGGCUCAAGGCGGACGGAAAGGAGACGGAAACCGACCGUGCCCGCUUCACACACAUUGACGAGAGGUUGCAGCAGUUGGACCGGCAGUUGAAGGAAGGAUCGCUCGACGUCGGAAAGCGAGGAGCUAACAGGGUGGCUGCCAUGGCGGACUACAUUGCCAAUGUCCUCGACGCUCAGACGGGCCUUAGGGAGAAAAGGCCUCCUCCGCCACCACCAGUAGUUUUAUAUCGAAGUGACUCAGCAGACGGUGCGAAAACACCCCCACUCAAGAAGCCACCAAUUACGCAACCAGCCGUGCCAACAGCCAAGUCCGCACCGACUUCUAAACAGCCAGCCCCCACACCUACGACUACUAAGUUGACAGAUAGUGGUGAUGAUGGUGUUGGUGGUGUUGGUGGCGUUGGUGUUGUUGGUGGUGGUGUUGGUGGUUCUGUGAGUGAGAUUUGUUGCUUCUGCCACAAGCGUGUGUACCUCAUGGAGAGGUUGAGCGCUGAGGGGCUGUUCUUCCACCGGAACUGCUUUCGGUGCGAGUUCUGUCAGUGCAGCCUUCGGCUGGGUAACUAUGCCUACGACAGCACCAUUGCUUUCAAGGGCAAGUUCUACUGUACGGCGCAUUUCCGCAUGGAGAGGCCAAGCCAGCGAUGGCAGGAGAUGAUGAAGCGCAAGCAGGCCUUCCUGUCAGCCAAUCCCGAGCCACCAUCACUUAUGCCCGCCAAGCCAGCCAGCACGGAGGACACCAACAGCACGCUGCACCGGAGGCGUAGCCCAUCCCCUCCCCACGGUGGAGCCGGAGAGGGCAUGGAGGACCCCACAAAGAUGGAGGAAGUCCGGUCACCUCCGGCAGGAACUGAUGCUGGAGUCGUAACAUUUCAGCCCAAGACUUACAAGACCCCACGCCAGCUAUCGGCCGAAGAGAUGGCCACGCUGGUAGACGUGGACAGCACGCCCGAACGGGUGGAGUUUGAGAACACGCUGGAGCUGCUCUCCGAGGACGAGCUGCUCACAAGCGAGCUCGAGGAGGAGGAGCUUGCCCAGAAGAACCUCGGUGCUGUCGAAGUGCCUACCAGCGACGACGAGUACUCGGACUACAGCUCCGACGAGGGCUCCGAAUCGGAGAGCCUAGUGGAGGAGAUCGAGCACUCGUUGAAUCUGGACGACACGCGGCACAUGGCCGAGACCUGGCAGCGCAAGCACGCCUCUUCCCUGGACGUGGCCACCGGUGUUCAAGACGAGGUUGGCAACGGCGUCGCGUUGCCCCGGAGCCCCACAAGGUCACCCGGAGCAGACGACGAGGAAGAGAGCGACGAGGACGAUGAGGAGACGAGCACAGAAGGGGAAGAAGACUACGACGAAGGCGAAGAGGAAGAAGAGGAUGAAGAAGAUGAGACGGAAACUGAAACUGGCGAUGAAGAUGCAACGAGUCACGAUGUGGACAGCGACGAGGAGUACAGUCCUCCUGAAGUGCUCUCUGAUGAUGAACAUGGAAGGGCAGCGUCAGCCCAGGUCUGCGAGAACGGGAAAGACGAUGUGGUCUCAGUACCGGUUCCCAUUCUCAACAAGGACAAAGGAGCAGGCGAACAAAAGAGCUCCACUGGAUCAGAUGAUGAGUACAUUUCGGAUGAAGAAGGCAUUACGAUGAGUUCCUCUGAUGUGUCAUCCGAGUCGGAGGAAGAACCACCGCCCCCAAAGCAUGAGAUUCCUGUGAUCAUCAUUGACACUCCACCAGGUGAUCAAGACACUGAACUCGACUGGGGUCCCAAAGAAGUGCGAGCUGCCUUGGGUCAAGUAGAUGAUGAUGCCUCAGAACCUGAAGCAGAUGGAAUCGUCGACGAAGCUGCGCAUUUAGGUGCAGGCAGUGUGCCUGAGGGCAUGCUCGGCGAAGAGCAGACGACACCCGUCAGUCCCCGGUCGAGUGAAAACCAGACGUCCAGUGAUCAACUCUCUAUACAGAAAUCUGGCAAGUUGUCGAGGUCAGCCGAAAGCUUGGCAAAUGCGAGUGUUUCCUCGGGUUUGUCCUCUUCGUCCAACGUGGACAAGUUCUCGGAGCCCGUUCAUGCUGCUGGAGAGGCAGUUCCUGCCAUCGUGGAAAACCUGGAGUCGCCGUCUCUUACGGAUGUUUCUGAUGUAAGUGGUGCGACGGGCACAGCUCCGUCUAGUACCACGACAUCUUCAAAAGCAGACCGCUCACCUGAGGAAGGCAAGUUAGGCUACAACCUUCUCCUAGAUCGCGCUGGCUCAAGCGGAAGCUCACCGUUGCCAACUCCUGAAAGAGAGGUGGGGGCAGCAUUUGAAUCGGAUGGUGACGUCUCUUCCGAGUCGUCUGCAAUCAGAUUUGGGAAAUUGACUGGUCGUGAAAGUGAAGCCAGCUCCUCAGUUGCCUCGUCAUCUCAUUACUCAGUGUCCAGCACAGGGGAUGGAAAGUCGUCGGGUGCAGACGAUUCCAGUUCUGAGGAGCAUGGACCUCUUGUUCUGAAGGAACACUCACCAGAUGUCGCGACACCGCUCGAAGGAAUGAAAGAAUGUGUGUCCUUAGGCAACAAGGACAUUUCAAGGACUGCUUCUGGAGAACCAGAGUUGUCAGAAGGGGCUCUUCUCCAAGUCUCUACAACUGCCCUGUCUGACCGCCCAGACUCGUCAGAGACGUCGACUACAGACACCUGUGAAGAAGCAACAGUUGUCCACCGCCAGCCACUCCAGGCAGACGAUGGAGAUGUGUCCCCAACGGGAUCUUUACUGGAUCACGUGGCUGCUGGCAUCCAUGUCGCUCAACUCUUGGAAGGCAAGGGAGAACGUGCCGUUGACGCUAUGGAGUUGGUACACCCCAUUGCCAGUUUUAAUGAAGAAAGCUUAGGUGUCCUUCAGUUUGUGCCAACAAAACCGGGAAGUCCGACUGGAACGGAUUACGUGCCGACAGUUGAGCAAGAAGCAAGUAAUGUAAGUAAAGGAGGUAUUCAAAAAAUAGCUGACAGAACAAAGCUCGCCCUUGACCUGAACAAAGAUGAACCAGCAGCGCCAAAGGGAGAAACGCCAGACAUUCUUUCGCCACGAAGUGACGUCACUGACGAGGACACAACAUGCUCGGCAUCUAUCAGUGACCAGGAGGUGUUUCCCACCGACGCCGACAAGCUUGUUACUCUUGAGGACCCUGCAGUGCCGUCUCCUGUCCCACAGCCUGUUCCUAGAGAGUUAAUGCACGCCCCAAUUGCAAGCAUGAGUGAUGAAGAUGAUCUCACAGCAUCUGAUCUCAGCAGGAGAGGUUUGCAGCAUGGCAAAUCGGAGCCUUCGGUGUCAAAGAAGACGCUUUUGGAAACUAUGAAAGAGGUUCAGGAGGCAAUUGGUGCCGCAGCUGCUGCAACUCCCAUGGGCCAACAGAGUGAUGGGGAUGACUUCACAGUAUCUGAGUGGGCUCGGGAAGGUGGUGACAAAGAGUCGCUCUCUUUUGUUGAAGACCUCAAGGCGGAGUUCAGUUUCGACGACAAGAAUGUCACGCGCAGGCGCAGGAGAAAGAGGGUGUCAUCUGGCAACAAAGAAGACACGGAGGAAGCCAUAGAGGCUGUGAACAUCGAUCACCUUAAACCCAGCCAGGAAGCACUGGAUGAACGCCUCGGAGGUCACUUGGAGCCUCCUCAACCCAGUAACACUGCCUUAACGAUCAUCACUAGUGGCCACGAUGUUAAGACUAGUCUACAAGUUGACUCAACAGUAGCAGAAGUACCUGGACAUCACAAAGGCCACUCUCCCCUCCGAGAACCACCAAGAUAUCAGGGUUAUGGUGGCUCGUUUGUGGAAAAAGUUCGUAGCCGCUCAAGCGAAGGCACUGGCGCUGGCAGCGGUGAGCCUCAGGUACCGUCGGGCGAUGUCAUCUACCUCAGGUCUCUCAACAUCAACUUGCAAAGACUGGACUUCCCCUCGAUCCGUUCCUCAUCACCCAGCAGCCGUGGCUCCUGUGAAGAGCUGGACUCUGACUGUGGACUUACCGCAGCUGGAGGAACGGGACCGGUGGUCCAGAGUACUCAGCCUCCUGUGGCACGCUCGGCGCCCGUCAAGAUCGAGAGACCUGUAAAGAGUGCCGACCCACGGAUCCGCGUUAGGCCUAACCAAUUUCCAGAGAGCUUUCCCAUGUCGUCGACACCACUGCGUCCUUGUGCUGAUCCAGUGACAGCCAUGCUGAUGAGCCGGAGAGAACAGCUGGCCCGCAAGAGUGUGCAUGAAGACAUACAGAAUUUGCCUUACUUUGACAGUCUUAGUCUGGCCGGUGACUUUGAUGAGUUCAAGACACCACCCGAGGCCAACACGCCAACCGAGACUUUCGGUACACCUCCCACCUCGCGUCCCUGUUACCUUUCAGCACUGCAUGCUGCCACCGAUCCCGAAAGGGAACGAGCGAGGCGCGAAGCCCGUGAACGUGCUAGGCUAAAAAGUGAUGAGGAGCUAGGUCUGAGCCCGUGCAGCUACCGGAAGAAAUAUGCACGCACACCAGCCUUUGACGAGAUUACACUUACCGACCUCCUGGACCAAGAAGACGAGACUUUUAAUGCGCUAGACGACAGGUCCUCGCUGCGAAGUUUCAGCACAGCUCAGCACAGACUGGCUCAGUUCGAAGAUGAUGACGAGUUUGGAGGAGGCCUGGACGACAAUGGCAACGACUCCGCCACACCAGUUGCGUCGCCAGCAAGGUCCACGGACGACCUCGACGGGAUCGACGACAUUGUUGUAGGCGGUAUAACACUCAUGGACCCAUACCAAAUCCGGGCAGAUGUCUGGAAGCCCAAGCCACCGAAGCCCAAGCGACGCCUCUUUGCCAGAAACGAGGACGACGACCGCAAGACUACACCAUCUCCAGCUGCAUCGACAACUAGGAGAAACCUUCUGUCCUUCUUGGGCUUUAACCGGAGCAGCAGUGGAGGCGACAGCUCAGCUGCAACGACCAAGGAGAAGAAGGAGAGCUACAACCGUGAGAAGGCGGCCAAGGAUGUUGCCGAGAACGAGAGGACUAAGAGCUUUUCGAGGCUGCGGUUGUCCAAGACGCCACGGCAGGAGAAGUCCUCGUCACCGAAGAAGGUGCCAGCGGCUAAAUCAGACAGUGCACCCUGCUCGACGGAAAGAGUCAACGCGUCUCCCGAGCUUGUGGCACCCAAAGCUGCCGCCGUUGUCUCAUCGGUCUCUAGGCAGCACUCGCAUCAACCUCGUCCUGUCGUGCGGGAGGAGAUGAAGAAGCACAUCAGCCUGGACAACCUCAAGUCGCAGCCAAUGCAGCUGCCGGCCAAGAGCAGGAGUAUCGAGUUUGGCAUCAUGACUGCACCAAGAGCAACUGGCGAAGAAGACGGUUUUGCAGACUCUGAUGACCGAGACCUUGAUGGAAGUGCCGAGACUGGUGGGCCCGGUGACAAGAAAGCCAAGGCAAUCGAUCCCCGCAAGCUUGAGCGCCUGACUCUGCGGGUUCAGCGUCAGCAGGAGCGGAAGCGACAGCGGACAGCCCAGGAGCUUCAGCGGCGACUCGAGGAGAUCGAAGUGAGCCUGCGCUCUCUGGAGCAUCGGGGAGUCCUCGUAGAGCGGGCGCUACGUGGCGAGGAGGACGAGGAUGAAGAUCUUCAAGCAGAAGAGAAGGACCUGACACAAGUGUUGUUUCGGUUAAUGCGGCAGAAAAACAAGUUAUCCAGGGAGGAGCAAGAACUGCUAAUAAGGGUCAAGGACCUGGAACUAGAGGACCAACAGUCAAAACUGCAGCAGGAGAUGCGUGAACGAAUGGCGAUUGAUGAUGCAGAGAAGUCUCCACGAGACAUUGAGAAGGAGCGAGAAAUCCUCAACGAGAUGCUGGAAAUUGUGGAGAAGCGAGAUCGGCUAGUGGCCCAGAUGGAUCAGCUUAGGAUACGGGAAGAAACGGAGGAGAAGGAGCUCGCCGCCCGCAUCCUCACCCAAGGUGCCACUUGAGAGUGAUUUCUCCUAGGUACACCCAGUCAAUGACGCCAACCUGCCGCCCGAAGAGCAAGCCACACUUUGUCGAGUCAUCUCGGGCUUGCCACUGUUCAGCCUGGCCUACUUGCAUCUUGCCAUUAUUGCUCACUUCUUGCCGCUAGUGAACCCGCCUAGGCUACUCACCCAAAGAAGGGCACAAUGCCUGCGCUUCGCUGACAGGCCAGCCAAUGUGAUGCCAAUGUGUUGCCAGUGCCGUGGAAAAUGGCCACACUGCUUGCACUUUGUCAAUGGGCCAGCCGGUGUGAUGCCAGCGAGUCCCAGGGUUUCUUUAAGAGGAAACUUUGCCUUGAACAAAACUUUUUCUUCUGCGAGUUAUAAAUAGGAAAUAGAGAAAUGGCUUUUUGUAGGCAAGCUCUGUGCACAUUAGUGUUCAAGAAAAGUUGAAUUCAGGUGACUGGUAGAGGCACAGCCGAAGUUUAUGCCCCUAAUUUUUUAGAAAGGUGAAGUUGCUAAUUAUUUCUACAAUAUUUAGCGACUUGUCUAUUAAGUGUCCCAAGUGUCUUCUAAGGGCCUAAAUUGUAGUUGAUUACAGCUCCCUCUGGCAGUAACAAGAACGAGUAUCGAAAUUCUGUGAGGUACAGCUGAAGCGCUCCAGUAAAACAGAGAUGGCAAGCUAGAUUACGACUCACGUUAGGUGACAAAUCACCGUGUUGGUUAAGGAGCUCUGCUGAAGUGUUGUUCAUUUAAACAAUGGAAGACAUAUCUGACCAAAUGGGAUACAAGUCAUUGAUCUUGCCUGCUUGAAAUACGCUUUCAACUGCAGUGCGUAGGAUUUUGUCGUCUGGUUUCAUUCUGAGGCUAUUAAGAAAAUACUAUUCUUUGGAUUUUGUUUUUAAUAUUGCAGCUUUUUGGCAGUUCUUUUAGAAGAUUAAGGGCUUAGAUCAAUGUCUUGCAUCAGUCAGUUACUAAAAUUUACCUCUUUUGUGAAUUAAGUUACCUUUUAUCAUAAUCAGUCCAACAGUUGUUGAGGAAGGCCAUUUCUCUUUUUAUAUGUAGGUAGGAGAAAGUGCACAAGGCAAAGUUUUCUCUUAAGAAGCACUGACUAUUGAGGAGCUGGUUUCUGAUGUGCUUUGUCGUGACAAUGGAGUGUUUUCGUCAGGCUCCUUGAACGUUGCUGACGUGCUGGUCUCAUUCUGGUGGUGCUGCUGGCAUGCUAAUAUGCUAAAACAGAUUUAGCAGUGAAUACCACAAUUGUGAUUAUUCUGUGUUACAAUUAGUGCAUUUCUUUUUUCUUUUCUUCUUCCCUUCGUAUUUAACAAAUGGCUGUAUAGCUUAUGCGAGCGAUCAAAAACUGAUGUAGUGCUUGGCAGUAUCACCUGUCAGCUUUUGUGCGUGCGUCAGCAUUCUUGACGCCUCAGUCACUGCAUGAGAGCUACAAGAUACUCAAAUGCUGGCACACGUCGGCAACCAGUUGGCGUGCCAUAUCUGCACGUGACAGGUUCUGUUAAUUGAGAUUACUUCCGGAUGACGUGUAUUGACGUGUGCAAGUGCAUGAGCCAAGGAAUAUUGAAGUAAUGCCAGCAGCUUAGACACUGUCGCAUCCGUCAUGAGCAGCUGCAGACUGUAUUAUGUCGUGAUGGAGUCUGCCUUGUGCACUAUACAUUUUCACUUAUUUAAAAGGAAGAAAAAUGGGUCACCGCUACUGUUAGCGAGUUUAUUGUCUAGCCACUGGAGUGGCAAUAAAUAUGCUGGUACCUGACAAAAUCAAGCAUCAUCACUUAAAAUUAGAACAAGAAGUCAUUUCUGAGAAGUGCUUGAUCAGGUUUUGCAACACCUCUUAGUAUUCCGCAUGCAGAAGAGGUUUCAAUGGACCUUGAUGCACUCACCUAAGGACACAAGAACAGAAAUGUGCCCUAGUUCUGAGAAAAAUUUUUGUUUUGAAAAGAAGGAGAAUUCAGCCAGAAAUUCAUGUGCCUGAGCAGCUGUUUUACUGUUUAUGAAGGUAGGAAAAGUGUGACAGGAAUGACAACAACGAAGUCUUGUGCAACUAGCUAUAAUGGUUCUGCAAUCUAUGGUUUGCAACAUUCAGCAGGUAGCGGCACCACUUCUGUGAAGCCCGGUUGCACAACUAUUUCAAUUAUUUGCCACUGAUCUAGUAUGAUGAUGUCUUGCUGAGCAGAUUUUAUCGUUAUCAAGCAAGGCAGCAGCGCUCAGACUUGUGAUGACAUGCAUUUGUAGACGUAUGAACUUUCGCGGUCUGAUUGGGCAGACCUUUCUUGGUCCAUUGACAGAGCGUUCGGAUUGAGCAUUUUAAUUGUUGCGUUAAUUGGUGUGUACUGCACGACUACUGUCUGUGUUUCCUGCCUGCAAGCUGUGCCAUGUUUUAUGACAGCAAAUGAAUUUUUUUAGUGGAAGCUUUGUAGCUGCAUAUCAACAUUACAAACUGGGACGGAGGACACGGGCCAGCCAAAAGCUGGUGUCUGAUAGUGAAACAAUAGGUCAACACGUCUGUGGUAACCAAUGGCAUCCAGUCAUAGUUUAUGGUUCGAUUAGUUAGAUAAUUUUUUGCUCUCAGCAAUGUCAAUACCUUGGCAAGGCAACUGCAUUGCACAUUGGGGAAACAAUCUUCGAGCCAAUCGAGCCCUUCUGUGGAUGCAGGAGAGAACACGUGAAGUGUGCUGAGCUCCAUUUGUGCGCUUCUUUUUGAUUGUGUCCUUCGGAGGUUGCACUGUGAUUAUCUUUACAAUUUUGCAAUUUGAUACGCAGCACUGCAUUCCAAACGGAAGCAUAACGUACAAAUUACAGGAUAACCGCGUAAGCUAAACACAUUGUAGAGUGCAUGACAAGUACCGAGGCAAAUUAGAACCUUUAAAUAGAAGGCACAGCAGCACCUUUACUCGGUAUGCAAGCGAAUGAAAAUAGUUCAAGAGGGUAGAAAUGCCAAGCCAUGCGACAAACUCGUAGCUCAUUUACACUGUCGGGUGUACAAGGUCACACAAGGUCAGGGAAGAACAGUUGGAGGCUUUGAAAAGUUCAUAUUAAGGCAUGCAUUCCAAAUUGUGAGCGCCACAAUGUGUGUUGGCUUCCUAGAUUGCUCAAAAUGCAUAAACGUAUCAUACGUGCCACUCACUGUGGCGACAUCGUGAAAUGCUUCCACCAUGCUUUUUCAACUUUGCCCCCGUGGUUUGUGAAAUUAGGGAAUUAGUCAUUUAAAGGCUGCUGGGCGUUCUGUGUUCAGUUACAGUUACAUUGUUUAACUGUUCAGAACCACACAUUUUAGACUUGUAGAAGAUCAAUUCAGCUAUUAUGCCAGUCAAAAUAGUCAGUAAUUGAAUGAACCAAACAACAUGUUUUAAGCUUUCAAUUGGCAUGUAGCAUGUCGCCCCGCACAUAUCGAGUACACAGCAGGCAACAUGUUGGAAAAGUGGUUUUUGAAAGUUCGUAAUGUCGUAACCUGCGGUUUUAUUUUAACAAUUGUAAAUGACGAUGUCAUGCUUACUUCUGCUUCAUUUUCGUUCAAGUUUAGCAACGAGAUAGCAUUUUUUGGUAUGUGUCAUUCAGCAAAACACUCGGCAUCAUUAUUUGCCUGGUUCGUAGGAAUUUUUAAUUUUUUUAAUUUUAAGUUCAUCAUGGUAUGCACACUUCAUCAAAGUAAGCUGCUCCACCGACACAGAUGGUGUCGCCACCUGUUGGAAACUCGAAGUCCAUGCAAACAAUGAUGCCAAGUGUUUUACUGAACAGUGCAGAUAAAAAGAAUACACUCAAAUUUCGAAAAUAUCACUGAGAACAAAGUGCCAAGUACAAAAUCUUCUUUUGAGAAUUGUUAAAAUAAAACCACAGGCAAGUGUAUAGUAUUUGCUUGCUUCUGGUUUGUAAGAUGGCCUUGUUUCUUUGUUGCACAAAAGACUUGGAACUUGGGGAUACACUUAUGAAACUAUUGGAAUGCUUGGAAGACCUUGCAUAAAGGUGCUACUAAAGCUCAAAUUUAUUUGAAAAGCUAGCUUCGUCUGUUCUUGCAAGAGGAGUAGAGGCAACUCUCUGUUCUGCAUUUUUUUGUUGGUGAUAUUCAGUAUUUAAACUAUCGCAUAAUUAGCGCAUUUCCUCCAGUCAUAUCGAGAUUGCAGUUAACAUCAUUUUGUUGGGUUUUUAUUGUCUGAAAUGUUAGUGUCACCACACUGAAAUGAAUAGGCAUGUCACACCAUCCCCUGAGCAUCACAUAAGCAACCCUUCAUGAUCAGCAGUCUGAAGGCAAGAGUUGCAAGUUGACCUCAAUACCCUAUCAACACAAAAGGGUUGGGUAAGUGAUGUGGUGGGAAGCCAGCCUUCUGGUGAAUACCCGUUUAGUUCUUCCUCUCCUUAUAUUCACAUAAAUGGCCAAUGUGUGUGUAGCACACAUUGACAGCUGAUGAAUUCACGCCGGGCCCGUUAUUGCCCAUUUAGAAUGCACAUUGUUGUAGGCCAAGGCGUGCGGAGGUUGGCGAUCUUUGUAUAUAUAUAGCGCAGUUCGUAACAUUUUCUUGUGCGGGCAUUUUUUUUUUUUUUUUAAUCUAGGCGAACAACUUGAGCAGGCUGUUUCUUGCAUGUUAGUUAUAUUCUGUCGUAUUUUAUUCGCAUCGUAUUUUUUCUUUGCGUUUUAGAACUUGAGGUGCUGUUAUGCCUUGUCUUCUCUAUGUGCCUUUCACGUAAACCUGUAUAGAUUUACUUGUGGCAGCUUCUGAUGUCACACCAGUUUACGCUGCCCUAGUGACAAUGAUUUUUUUUUUCACUCUGGUUCAAAGCAGUAGCACCACCAGAUUGAAAAGACAAAAGAACAAAUACGUUGCUUAAUUCGUCAUGUGAUGUGUCAUCAUUGACAAUGCACGCUGUCAUCUGUGAUGGUGUUAAGCCUAAUGUAUAGCUAUGGUUGUGCAAACAGUUGUAUACAGCUUACAUGCUUCGCCUCAUUACGUGGCAGUGAGCCACCAUUUAAGAUUACACUGCUUCCAAUACAGGCGGCAUAUUUUAGAAAGUGCAUUCACUCAUUUCGAAACUCCUCAGCUCGCAGCAGAAGAUUUUUAGGGCCCUUGAACACGCGCUUGCGGGAACAAAUAUGCUCACCAUGGUGCAAGGGUACAGCUACAGAACACAAAAGAAACAUGGCCAGGCAUGAAUAGAAAUGCCCAGGAUAAAUAUGGCAGCCUCGAAAGGUUCUACCAGUUGCCUGUUCGUUCUUGCAUAACGCCAACCCUCCAGCAUCAGUGCGCGAGUGGUGCUGUGCCAAACGCAGUGCCCCUGCAUCUGUACCAUCUGGUAAACUCGCCCUCUUGAUGCUGUUACCAUUGCGCCACCUGUGAACGCACCACUGAACUAAACAGGCAGUGGAUUAGAACAUUUCUGCAUAUUGUUACGGUCCUUGCCAGAAGCCGUCUGCACAAGUGCGGUGUGAAUAGCAUCAUGUGGCAGCUAGGGACAGUAAUAGCACAUGCGAAGCAGUAAGGCUGUGCUGAUUUUUAACUGCAAGAGGUGUGUGCGCAGUGGCAUUUUCAGUCUUCAGAGUUUGCAACUCCGGUGUGUUCAAAGGACUGUGAGCUUCAGUGACGCUGUGGUGGGACGUUCCUUGAAGAUGUGACUCGAAUUUAGGUGGACGUUGGAUCAGCUCGAAGGAAAUGCAUACAUUUCAGCAACGGUGCAAAAGUGUCACUGACCUGUCACGAAGCCUGUCGAGUGGCAUGUUCUUCUUUCUUUUUUUUUUCCCCUCAUUGCAACCAUGCUGUCAGUGUUGUGGUCGCACGCGGCUGUCAUUAAAACGGAUCUGCGCUUCGUUAACCUCGUUGACUUCGCGCCGCCGCUGACAGACAGUGUUGCCUGGCACUGCGUAAACAACGGAGGUUUCCACUGCUUCGCCCUUGCUUGCAGUUUACGCCGACGAGUGCACUUUGCUCUCAAUGCUGGCGAACCGAACCAGAUUGAAGGACCCGCCACAAACGUACGACAGCUUAUGCCUGCUACAAGCGACGCUCUUACACAACAAUGUUCUGUGAAAAUAAUUAUGUAGGACUUUGUACAUAUACGUAAGCCCCGCAGCGUUGCGCUGUCAUUCGUGUAGCUUUCACGAGCCUUGAUCAAAGGUCCGUCGUCCACCCGCUUUGAGAUGUGCGCUUCGCACUAUGCCCAUAGGUUGUAUAAAAGUAUCCGGAGUGGCCAGCACUCCUUAGCAAAGCCGAUGCAUGCUUGCCCUUGGAGCAAGGUUGUAAUUGGUGCCACGCUUUCUGGCGUUAGUCUCCAGAUUUCGGUCUGUGGGUGUGUCCUUCCACUAGGAACCUUCGUCGUCAAUGCAUGCACAAUGGCCUCUCGCUUCGCCGAUAGGGACUCGAGCUAGCAAACACAUCUUAGUAUAAUAAUAAAGAACCUGCCCAUUUUGCACAAAGAGUGUAUGUGUGUGUAUGUGUAUGCUUGGAUGGCUUAAUUGUGUGAAGAAUAAAAAAAGGAGUUUGUUAGGCCACGGUUUUUCCCGAACCGUGGCAGCACAGUUUCUGCCUAAGCAGCUGAGAUUUUGCGGCUGGCAGCUUAUAUUAUAGUAAUGUGCAAAAAAUGAGCAGCUGCGUGUUUACACGGCUUGUCGUGUGAAAGCUUUACGAACUGCUCUUGUUUUUCAUUUUCUGAGAAAUAUAUUUUGCUGGAACAGUUAUAUAUAGGCUCUCGUUUUAGAGCUCUCGCGGCUGAUGUUUCGAUGCUUUCUUACCAUUCUCUGUUGUAAACUUUUUUUUUUUGCAGUGCACAGAUCUGUAACAGAGCUGUGCUUGCCUGUAACAUUGCUGCGACUCGGCUUUCGGUUGUUCAGAUAGUGUCGGCGGCAGCAGCAGAAACGUUCUGUAUAAUUAAGGCCAAGGGGCUUAUAGAGCUAUUGACUUUUCCUGUAAACACCGUUAUUCACGUUUGAAUAAAAACGAGACUCGAAAAAUAACGAAA